Racocetra fulgida is the source of this 209-nucleotide messenger RNA. NCBI's taxonomy places the organism in Eukaryota, Fungi, Glomeromycota, Glomeromycetes, Diversisporales, Gigasporaceae. The record is from the annotation of a GenBank genome assembly.
AAAAUAAUGAUGAAUUUGAAAAUGUUAAAACUAAGGAUUUAUCAAAAAGUAAAAAUAAAUUAGAAAAUGUUAAAACUGAAAAUUUAUCAAAAAGUAAUGAUGAAUUUAAAAAUAUUAAAUUGAAGAUAUAUCAGAAAGUAAUAAUGAAUUUGAAAAUUAUUAAUACUUCUACUAAAGAAACUUUUAAAAUUGAUAAAGUUGAAAAUUAA